This is a messenger RNA of Pecten maximus, 1356 nucleotides long. RefSeq names its product tigger transposable element-derived protein 4-like. The record is from RefSeq and is a predicted model, not a curated record. Gene Ontology annotation, molecular function: DNA binding. Gene Ontology annotation, cellular component: nucleus. Lineage: Eukaryota; Metazoa; Mollusca; Bivalvia; Pectinida; Pectinidae. The transcript has a single exon. The coding region runs from base 1 to 1356 and encodes 451 amino acids.
AUGAGAACUGCGAACUUUGACGACAUUGAGGCUGUGUUGUUGAAAUGGUUCACCUAUGCCAGAGAUCACAAUCUUCCCAUUUCCGGUCCGAUGCUGAAAUCUAAAGCCAGCGAUCUCGCAGAGAAGAUGGGAGAGCAAAACUUCGCCAGCAGCACAGGAUGGGUCGACAGGUUUAAGGAACGACAUGGCAUCUGUUUUAAGAAGAUCUGCGGCGAGGCCAAGUCUGUUGAUACCUCAAGCGAUGCCAUGACAAAGUGGGCCGACGACCUCCGUACUAUCCUCUCAGAGUAUCAGCCGAACAACAUAUUCAAUGCAGAUGAAACCGGCAUCUUCUACCGACUACUACCCGACCGGACACUCGACUUCAAAGGGACCGACUGUCAUGGCGGGAAACGAAGCAAAGAACGCCUAACUACCCUCGUAUGUGCCAACAUGACCGGUACUGAGAAGCUCCCCCUGUUCAUCAUCGGGAAGUCGAUCAAACCAAGAUGCUUUAAGAAUGUGAGCUCGCUACCAACAGAGUACACCGCAAACAAAAAAGCAUGGAUGACCAGCGACAUUUUCACAGAUUGGAUCCGUAAAUCUGACCGGAAGUUCGCCAGACACCGCCGCAUCGUCAUGGUGAUAGAUAACUGCCCUGCCCACCCAGUGAUUAAAGAUCUACGAGCCAUCAAACUCAUCUUCCUGCCUCCAAACACUACCAGCAACACACAGCCGAUGGACCAAGGAGUGAUCAAAAACCUCAAAGUUCACUACCGGAAGCGCCUAUUACUACGCCACGUUAAAGCCAUAAAUAGAUCACAGGUACCAGAGAUAUCCGUACUCGACGCCAUGAAACUUCUAUCACUCGCAUGGGGAUGCGUCACAGAGACUACUAUUCGGAACUACUUCCACCACGCAGGUUUCAAGACCGAUGCUGACCCAACUCCCAUCGACAGUGACGAUGAAGAUGACAUCCCACUUGCACACCUAGCUAACCUUCCAGUUCCUUUCGAUCGAUACGUCUCUGUAGAUACUGAUCUCCAUACUAGUGCUACUAUGACAAAUGAUGACAUCGUUGAUGAAAUCCUGCAGCGUAAGAACGACAACACUGACGACUACGCUGAUGCUGAGACUGCCGAUAAUGAUGUAUCCGUACCACCAGAACCCACUACCGACAUGACUACGGACGCUUGCGCCCUACUCAUCCGUGCGUUGGAGACUCAUCCCAACAAAUCAACAGAUAUACUGACAUUACUCCGCAUAUCCGAUUUUUUCCUCCGCGAGGACCUCGUCCGCCAGUCCAAUGCAAGAACCCAGACUAAGAUUUCAGAUUACUUUGGUGACUUUGUGUGUGAACGUGAUUGUGAUGAUUGA